AUGCCAGAGAAUAUGGAGGAGGAGGACCUAUCUGACGAUAUGGAGGAGGAUCGACCACAGAGUACAGAAAUGUUUAGUGCUAAAGACAUUCCAAAGAUUGUCGAUUUGUUUAGGGAGGCUGAUGCCGAUGAUGGUGGAGGAUUGGAUAUAGACGAAUUUUGUGUAGUGAUAAAGAAGUUAGAUGGUAAUUUGACCACAGAAGAUGUCACUAUCCUCCACAUGCAGAUUGACAUAAACUGUGACGGAACUGUGGACAUUGGGGAGUUAAUGAACUUCCUCUUACACCAAAAUAAGGCAUCACAAAGAAUGGAUUUUAAAAAUCAAUCCUUUCCCAAACCUUUCCAAAUCGUACCUGUGGACUCUCAUAAAACAGUUGUGAGUACAAUAUUCCGACCCUUCAACGAUAACGUCGAACCUGGUUAUGGGGUUUCAACAGAACAAACUAGGCCUUACAAGAAAGGUCAAUACCUCACCAUCAGCUCAGAUGGUGUCCUCAACUUCUGGACUGACAGGUUUGAAACCCCAUACACAUUUCAUUUGAGCACAAAUCAAAAGACACUUCCUUACUCAAAAAUUAGGAAAAUGUCUGUUAAUGACAUGGUAUACAUCAGAGAACUCAAACAGCUGGCUGUUGCCACUUCUGACAGGGAACUGUUGUUCUAUGAUUGCACUGAGUUCCCUACAACUUUUGGAAUCUGCCAUGCUUUAAUUGUUGACAACAGAGUUAAUACCAUGAACUACUGGUCCAAUGGAAAAAAAGCAGUGUUUUCCUUUGGAGAUAUUAAAGGUUGUUUGUCAGCAUUUAUCUCACACAACAUAAAGAGUUGUGGUCUUUUCCCCAAGGAGGUUUACGAACACCCCUCUAUACAGGAUUAUCCAACUGCUUAUGUUCGAAAACUGCUUAAACACCAUUCCAAGGACUUUUUGUCAUUUGAAGUCCCCAUCUUCGGUGAUGUGUGCAGUCAGAUCCGAUACUUUCCAUUACUUGACUCAUUUGCCAUCUGCGGUAGUUCAUCCAAAACAAUGGUCCUCGCUACCCUACCCAAGCUGCCCAAUACCAAAGUCUCUAAAACCAUCUUUGAAAGCCACGGACAUGCAGAGUUUUUCACCUGUGUUGAAUACUCCCCUUCGGCUGGGUAUCUGAUGACUGGUGGUACAGAUGGCUUAUUGCGGGUGUGGUUUCUCCACAAGACCAUGUCGUGUGAACAGGAAUUAUUCGGACAUGUCAGACCCAUUACCCAUGUUAUGUACAAUGGUGUGGAAAAAACAUUUAUCAGUUUAUCAGACGACAAGAUCGCAUGUGUGUGGUCUGAGAAUGGCUGGGUGUGCCGACAAAGCUUCCAGGCUGAAGGCAUGGGACGGGCCCCUAUCUCAAGUGUGUGUCUUAACAUAUUCAACAAUGAGUUAGUCGUGGCUAACUCAGAUAUAGGAAAAUGUCUUGGAAGAGGAACAGAUGUUUUUAGAAAUACAUUAACAACACAUGAGAAACCCUUGUGCUCCACUCUCUAUCACAGCAUUUUCAAACAGGUUGUCUCUAUUUGCCAAAACGGUGUGGUGACAGUUUGGGAUAUCACAACAGGAAAAGCUGUGAUGCAGUUCAGUGUCACUCCACAGUCCACGCACGUGGGGCUUAUUGCCAUCUCAUUUGAUGAACCACAGCGCAGAAUAUUCACAGUUUCCCAGGAUGGGAAAGUGAGACUGUGGAACUUUAACAAUGGAACAGAGCUUGGUGUUCUUCCUGUUACUGUGCCAAAGGAGGUAACAGGUAUCGUCUGCAUAAACGAUAGGAUAUUUGUGUCUGGAAGAGACUCCAAGAAAAUUUUUGACCUGGAUAUCGAGGGAUAUGAAAACAGAUUUUUGGAGCAUGAUUAUUUAAAUGACGUUACCUCAAUGGAUGUGCAUGAAGACGCACUGGUUACUGCCUCCAGCAAUGAAAAUAUUGUUUUCUGGAAGACAGAAACUGCAGAAGUUCUCUACUGGAUUAAUGCCAGGAUAAGCUCUCGAACACAAAUGCCAGACAAAAAAACCGCACAAGGACGAUCAUGGAGUCUACCGGUUGACAAAAAGCAAAAUAAUGUCAAAGACACUGAGAAAAAAGCCCAAUGUAAAAAAUCCACAGCUAAGACUUCAUUACCACCAAUGUCAACCGAUGUCAAUGAACAUAUACUACUAGCUGGGGAUAGUACCGGAAGGAUUUAUCAUUGGGACAUACAGGGAUUUGGCUUUAAAAGACGGGAAGACAAAGGGCGGUGUGUGUCCCUGUGUCCACCUCCUCUGUUGGGGACCUGGCAAUCUCACCUCACAGCAGUGGUGAGUGUUAAGUGUGACCCUGACUGUAAAAACAUAAUUACUGCAGGGUUAGACUGCAAUGUCUGGAAAUGGACAAACACAGGCCGCUGCAUAGGCCUCUUUGGGAGGGAUGAAUGGCAUUCUACCCAACUCAGCCCUGAGGAGGAUGCUGACCAGAAACCGGCAGCAAGACCUGGUACGGCAGAAACAAGAAAAAAAUCAAGAACGUCUCAAAUGCCACUUGAGACUCCAAGUUUAUCACCGCCCACAUCUCCACUACCAGACCUACCACCUAUACGAAAUUAUCCUCCAAAAUUUGAGAGGCUCUAUCAAGACAUUACAGACACAUUAACGAUAAUUGACAUACCAAGUGAUGAGGAAUUGUUUAGAAGGUAUCGGAAGUUGAUGAAGGUUAAACCAGAACCUGAUAAAAUGAACGACGAGGAGCAGCAUCAGUCCAAGAAGGACAAACAGCAAUUCACUAGAAAAGGAAAGCAAACGUCAGCACAUACAUCAAAGGUAUCUCCAUUAAAGACCACCCCAACCACAAGCUGCACUACUGCAUCAGACAGCUCUCCACACAUGCAGCAAUUUGAUGGUGCGGUCAAGCUGCCUAAGUUAAAAUAUGGACGUGUGUUCAAGAUUCAGCAGAGACACACAUUAAAAGACAUUUCUGAACACACUUCAAAGCGUGUACAUUUACCACCCAUCUCUGAUACAGUGCAGCUUACACAUAGUCAGGCUCCUCAGGCACCUCAGGCUUCGCUCACCACAGGCCGCAAUAGUGCUAAGAACUCACCGCACAUGCAGCUACCGGUUAAUACAGUCAAAUCAAGGCCUGAACACAGUUCAAAGCGUCUGCAUUUCCCACCCAUCUCUGACACAGUGCAGCUCACAUGUGGUCAGAGUCAACUUAAGACCAAUCCACCUCAGGCUUCGCUCACGACAGACCGCACUAACGCUACAAAGAGAAGAGCUCACCACAAUUCAGCAGGAGGACUCUUUAAAAAGUGAGGUCCAAAUAUGGAAGGGUUUUUGUUCGGGUUUACUCCGGGUGCUCCGGUUUCUUCCCAUAAUCCUAUUUAAUAUUAUUGAAUUAAUAUGAAUAAAAAAGAAUAAAAACAACACACCCUCCUCAGAACAUAGUCAGCCACCACAGCUGAGUAGGUUCAGCUCACAUAUCAUCAAGCCCAGUUCAGGUCACAUGAACUUCAGGGCCCGCUCACCACAGGCUGCACUAACCAAGAGCUCACCAACGGCUGGUUCGCACUGCCGACCUGAGCAGCGCGUGUGUGUGGCGGAAUGUUUUGCUUUGAAGCGCUGCU
Molecule: messenger RNA, 3614 nt
Organism: Morone saxatilis (striped sea-bass)
Lineage: Eukaryota; Metazoa; Chordata; Actinopteri; Moronidae
Product: WD repeat-containing protein on Y chromosome-like
Exons: 3
Coding region: 1-3303 (1100 amino acids)
Molecular function (GO): calcium ion binding; protein binding
Source: RefSeq, a predicted model, not a curated record